Peronospora matthiolae is the source of this 1116-nucleotide messenger RNA. The record is from the annotation of a GenBank genome assembly. Lineage: Eukaryota; Oomycota; Peronosporomycetes; Peronosporales; Peronosporaceae.
AUGUCCGUAGCACGCGAGGCUAAAGAGGUCUCGCGCCUCGAGUGGCAGCAGCGCCAUACGCAGGCGCUGCGGGACACGGUCGAGUCUCUGCAAAUGGCGAAAGCAACUGCACAUACACUCAGCAUGCAGACAGAGCAUAUGGGACAUAGCGAGCGCAUGCUGGACGAGACGCAAGCAGCUGUGGACGUGUCCAAGCGUGUUCUCCGAGGCAUGACGUGGUCUGGUUGGCUGUAUAAUAAAAUGUCGUCUGUCCCGCCACUCUUGACCAAUCAGGUGUCCAAUGAGAUUGCAAUGGGAUUUAUUUGUCCCGAGUGCAAAGUAACGUUUGAGUCUGCAGAGCAUUUAAGACUGCACUAUAGCAGUGUUCACGAGAAAGUAAGCGAUAAAGAAGAAUUCACCAUUAGUGCUCGACAAAGGAAUGAGGAACGGGUCCAGAGAUGGAAUGAACAUGAUCAAGAGACUGUGCAUGCAGUUGAUAGUAUGCACGACCGAUUCCUUCGAGAUCUGGAACCGCAGAUAGUCGAGUUGAAGGAGCAUUCGCUGGCGCUUGGGAGUGCGCUGGAUGCACAGAACGAACAGUUGGAUCGACUGGACUCGAAGAUAGGACGAGUUCAUCAGGAUAUGAAAAAAGUGGGCAUUCAGGCCAACAAACUUGCAGGAAAGAAGAUUCCCGUGAUGUUUCGCUUUCGUUGUGCGUUACAAGAGGCGCAAAGUGGAAAGUUUUUGCGAGAUGUAGACGGAGAGUCGCUGCUCGGAGCUCAUGUUGUAAUGGACGGCUGUGCGUUUCGUGCUUACACAUUGGGUGACGACAGCAAUGUUUGGGGAUUUCAAAGUGAAAAGUCGAGCAAUUUCUUAGGCAUUAAUCGGUACGGGAAUCUAAAAGUGCGGGGAGCGGAUUUGGACUCAUACGAGCAGUUUCUCGUGGAGUGCAAGUCGAGCACUCCUAUCUUUUCUCUGUCCAGCUACUUUGGGCUUGGCGGUUGGAUUGCAGUGAAGGGGUCGGCGGAUAGCAAGAACCUCACCAUCAUUCGAGGAACGCCUGAGAAUAAACCAUCAGCUGCAUAUUUCAAAAUUAUACGCUUGGACGAUGGCACGAAGAAGUCAAGGUGGAAUUGA